CUACUAGAGUCUAGGGCUGCUACCUAUGUGAGGUACAGGAGGUGGCUCCUCGCCCCACCAGUAAAUCGACGAAGUGGGAGCUCCGAUUCAGGAACGUGGGGUUGUGGACUUGGGAUUAUUUUUUUGUUCAAAUUUGUUAAAAUAUUGUUCGUCAUCUUCCUAUUAAAGCAAAAAGCAAUAUCCAUUUUCAACCCACCAUAGGGACCACCAGCAAGUCAUCGCAAGCACAGUGUAUCGGUCCUGCAGGUAAAGCCAACAUUAAUAUAAUCAAUUGGCCCAUCUACCAUUCAAAGCCCACACACCACUUGCACCAUUCGUAUCCAUCCAAAAGCAAAAUUCAGUCAAUACCCCCGCGAGCUUGACAAUAUUCCCAGCCAUGGAUCUAGUUAACCACCUAGAAGGUCGGCUGCUGUUCGCCGUUCCCAAAAAGGGCCGAUUGAACCAAGCCGCUCUCAACUUAUUAGAAGGCGCGGACAUACAAUUUAGGCGAGAAAACAGGCUUGACAUAGCUCUAGUCAAGAACCUUCCCAUUGCUCUCAUCUUCCUCCCUGCCGCCGAUAUACCUACCUUUAUUGGAGAAGGUCAAGUCGACUUGGGUAUCACAGGAUGGGAUCAAGUUCAAGAGCACGAUGCCGGUCUUCGAGCUCUCCACCGAGCACGUCGAUUUUCUGGAGAGAUCACCCCGGAAGAGGAAACUGAGAAGGUUUCUCGAGGGUCAGGAUGCGAAACCAUUCUGGAUCUGGGAUUCGGUGGCUGCAAGCUACAGGUCCAGGUGCCCGAGAAGGGAAGCUAUAGCGAACCCAAAGACCUUAUUGGAAAGAACAUUGGUACCAGCUUCGUCCACUUGGCACGCAGAUAUUUUGCGAACCUCGAAUUAGAACAAGACGCAGCCAGAGAAACGCCAAUUGGCGCUCCAACUGGAUUCAAUGGCAAGCUGCGGACCAAGAUUGUUGAGCUAAGUGGCAGUGUCGAGGCAGCUUGCGCUCUAGGAGUAGCAGAUGGAAUUGUCGACCUCGUUGAAUCCGGUGAAACGAUGAAAGCGGCGGGGCUCAAGCCGAUCGAUACGGUUGUGGAGUCCACAGCGAUAUUGAUUAAAUCGCGAAAGCCUUCCAAUCCAGACCUUGUCGAUCUAAUAGCUGCCCGAAUCCGAGGUGUCAUCACAGCCCAACGAUACGUGUUGUGUCAAUACAACGUCGAAAGAACGGGCCUCGCAGCAGCCUCCAAGAUCGCGCCCGGAAAACGAGCACCGACGGUAACGUCUCUGGAGGAAGAAGGAUGGGUCGCUGUUAGCGUCAUGGUAGAGAAGAAGAAGAUCGCACCGAUAAUGGAUGAAUUGUCCAAGAUUGGGGCAACUGACAUCUUGGUAUUAGACAUUGCGAACACACGAAGCUAGGGAUAGAAUGCUAAAUAACGAAGAACCAACAUUGACCGCAUGCACACCUACCUAGGUUACAUAUAUCCAUAUCAUUUAUCUUUGUGAGGCAUACUGGGUAAUUACCACGUACCUAAUCUCUAAAAAAUAAUUACCCUAAACUAACAGCCCAUAAUGAGGCUGUCGGUAAGGGCGAUUUCACAUAGCUCAUUUAUCAUAUUGGAGUAUCAAGUUGAAUACGCGGAUACUAUGUACUAGUAGUACGCGGAUACGGUAAUUAGCUAGGACUGCCCUAGGAGUACUAUGUAUGAAAGCUUGAGUGCUCUAAAUUGGUAUUUAGCCUCGGGCCCUAAAAAGGAGAAGAAAGAAAAGAGGAAAAAAAAGAUGGAAAGUGUCAUGUACGAUACAUAGUAAAUCGGCAGAGAGUUACGCAAGCAGGAGCGGCGCGGGUCGGGCGGAGUAUAAUAGAGUGGUCGCGCCGCCGCGGGCUUAGGUGUGGACCAUGUAA
Molecule: messenger RNA, 1880 nt
Organism: Hypoxylon fragiforme
Lineage: Eukaryota; Fungi; Ascomycota; Sordariomycetes; Xylariales; Hypoxylaceae
Product: ATP phosphoribosyltransferase
Exons: 4
Coding region: 377-1393 (338 amino acids)
Biological process (GO): L-histidine biosynthetic process
Cellular component (GO): cytoplasm
Molecular function (GO): magnesium ion binding; ATP phosphoribosyltransferase activity
Source: RefSeq, a predicted model, not a curated record